AUGGCUAGACUCAACGAACCCCCGGUGUCUUCGGACAGCAUUGAGACGCUUCGCAAGAAGUUCCUCCGCCAGAACAGAGACCUCGCCAAGUCGAACAACAUCCGCGCUCUGCGCAUCCGCGAGCUGGAAAACGAGUGCGCCUGCAUGCUCUCCGAGAACCUCGAGCUCCGUGGCCGCAUCCUCGAGCUCGAAAAGCAAGUCGAAGACAACGACUCCCGCCGGAUAGCCGACCAUGCUUUGGCAAUCAAGCACAAGCUCGAGUCGCAGCUCACCGAAUGGGGCACCCUCUUGGCGGGCCUCGGCCUCGAGCCGCCCAUGAAGAAGCACUCGCCGCGCGUGAGGAAAACAGCUAGAUCCCGCAUGAGCUUCAGUGGGAGUCGUCCGAGCCCAUCUCAAAGAAGAUUGCGUGAGGUAGCUCGGGAUAUUGAAGAGCUGGGACACAUUGCUGAAGCCAAGUCCUACCCUCGCAAAUCCAUGAACCACGAACAAAUCCUCGCCCUCCAGUCAGAGGUCGAAGAGGCCGACACGACAGACUCUCCCGAGCUCGGGCCGCCACCCAGGUCUCAAUUCAUUGAUCGAGACCCGGUCAACCUGGACUCUCCCAGUAAGGCUAUUCCAGCAAGGGCACGAGAGGCUAGCCCCGAAAAGAAGGCCGAACUUCCUCCCUCGACAUCUCUUGAAUCACCAAAGGCAAACAAGACCUUCUACCCGUCAGUGCCUUCACCUGAGAAGAAGGUCGAGCCCACCAUUCCGCCGCAACUCCGGCCACAGGCCAGCGAUACUACCGCCUCUGUACCCAUUAAGGCUGGGUCGAAGCGCAAGUUCACCGCUCCCGACGACGGCGAAAACAUACCAGUCCGGAGGACCAACGAUGAAAACCGCCCUUUCCGAGCCGGACCGGAGAAGCAGUCAAUUCGAGACAAGGCUGGAGGUGGCAAGACGCUCAAGGAGCUCGCCAACAUCAGAAAGGAGGCUCGCGAGAGGCAGGCUGCCGACAUCACCACACGCAAGCCUCUAUCGGCGAAGAGCACCAACGACGACGUUAGUUCGCCGAAAAAGUCCAAACUGUCGAACGACGAGGUUGCCGCAGCCAAAGCGGACCUGGUCAAGCCCAAGGCAUCGAAAGAACGAUCCAAGGCAAAGACAAAGAAUGCUGCGCAGGUCAAGGUUGAAGCGGUCAAGAUUGAACCCAUGUCCAUACCUGAACUGCCGCCUCCAGCAACCGUCGAAUUGAGCGUACCAGUCGCAGAACCAGCCCUCCUGUCCCCGAACUCUCCCGAACCAGCCCCCGAUUCCAGUGGCCAUAGGGGUGACACGCCUCCCCCGCUGGACAUUUCGUCCAAGGGCGAGAUGUCGCGACCGAGCAGGCGGAACAGGACGGCAGUCAGCUAUGCCGAGCCGAACUUGAGGGAUAAGAUGCGGCGGCCGACAAAGGAGCUGUUUGACGCAGUUGCAGGAGAGGGCAAAUACGCGCGACGGAGCAGCCAAGCUGAGCCGUUGGACAAGCUGAAGCGCGAGUCGGACAUCAACGGAUCCGGGGCGAAAUUGCUCAGCGCGAACCCGCAAGCCGCCGAAGCUGAGCCCGGCAGGAUGCCAGAAAGCCCUUUGGCCAACAAGACCUCAUCCCCUCAAGAGCUGCCCGCUUCCGUCGCCACGGAGAGGCGGCGUCGACCAUCGUCCGCAACGGCAAAGGCGACUGAGAUGCCCGAUGAGGCUGACAGCAGCCUAUCGGACAAGCCGAGGGAAGCGGACACUAGCACAGACACGAGCGGCUCGGGCGACGCCGACAUCUACGAGUUUACGAGUUCGUCGCCCCAAGUUGACAAGGAGGACGAGGCUGUGGAGCAGAAGCGGUCCAGCCGGCGGCAAACGACGUCCACGCGACGUGCGUCGUCGGCCACCGACGGUGACAAGAGCCGGACUUCUUCAAGAAGAAGAAGCAUGAUGGUGUAA
Purpureocillium lilacinum is the source of this 1953-nucleotide messenger RNA. RefSeq lists its product as uncharacterized. Gene Ontology annotation, biological process: meiotic chromosome segregation. Lineage: Eukaryota; Fungi; Ascomycota; Sordariomycetes; Hypocreales; Ophiocordycipitaceae. The record is from RefSeq and is a predicted model, not a curated record. Gene Ontology annotation, cellular component: chromosome, centromeric region; nucleus.